Molecule: messenger RNA, 673 nt
Organism: Aaosphaeria arxii CBS 175.79
Lineage: Eukaryota; Fungi; Ascomycota; Dothideomycetes; Pleosporales
Exons: 1
Coding region: 139-537 (132 amino acids)
Source: RefSeq, a predicted model, not a curated record
CGGUUAAGUCUCCCUUUCGUCCCCCUGGUAUCAUUGGGGUUGCGCCGUUGCGGCUUGAUACAAACAGGAAUGUGUGGUACAGUAAGCACAUUAUCAUUGCUCGCGUCCUGAGUCUUCCAUUCUGGAGAAGACCGAUUCAUGCAGGUAACUGUUAGUCCGACGAAUAUCUACGUACUAUCUACCUGCUUGCUUACUUGCCUUGUGGCCCAUUUGCCUACAGUGGAACAAGUCAGCAGUAUGUACAUAGGAGCAACGGCCUCGGAGGGAUACGCGAGGGAUCUUUAUAACAUGAAAUGUUCAAGAUCUUUUGCAUUAUUGUUCGAUCACUUGACAGGAACAUACGGCAUCUUUGCAUCUUGGUUUUUUUUAACAAGAGUGACGGCUAUGGAAUCCUCGUUCUUCUGCACGAUAGAUGAUCUGGUCGGAAUGAGACGAGGACGUACCCGAUUAUUUACCAUAGGCACGCAUUUGGCCAUGAGCAGACAAAUUUCCGUCUUUUGCCAUCAUCUGCCUCAAUUCCAUAACUACGGAGCAUAAUUCCACUCAGCAAUGUUCCUUUAUUCUAUGUAAACCCAUCUCGACAUUUCCGAAAUGCUCGCAUGUGCAAAGUUAGGGGCGAGUCAUCGAGUUGGCCAAUGAUAGAGCCGCUGUUUGUCUAAAGCCAUGUUUUUCC